AUGACUGAGAAAGAGACCGUGAAGGAGCCGCAGCAGCUGGUAGAGGAGGAGGAGAAGAAGAAGACAGUAGUAGAUGACACAAUCCCAGUCACUGUAAAUGAAUUGACUAUUAAGCAUCCACUGCAGAAUCGAUGGGUGCUGUGGUAUGACAAUCCGAAGCGUCAUUCUACCGAGUCCUGGGAGGAAAAUCUCAAGAAUGUCUACACAUUUCAUACAGUGGAAGACUUUUGGUGUCUGUACAACAACAUUCUGUCGCCCACGAAGCUCUCGAUUGGCAGCAACUAUCACUUGUUUAAGGAGGGAAUUCGACCAAUGUGGGAAGAUCCAGCCAAUGCCAAGGGUGGCAAGUGGAUUUUCACCAACCCUCGCACGCGGAAAGCGAGACUGGAUGAGUGCUGGCUCUACGUGAUGCUUUCGCUGAUUGGCGAGACGCUGCAGGACGAAGAUGAUGUCUGCGGUGCUGUAGUUAGUGUGCGCAAGCCGCAAGACCGCAUUGCCAUCUGGAGCGCAACAGCUAAAGCUGAGGACCGUCAGAAGGCCAUUGGUCGGGGUUUCCGACAGGCACUCGUCGAUCUUGGUAAGAACGAGGUGCUCAAGUACCAGUCGCACGCCGACGCUGCGGCAAGCGGAUCCAGUUUUCAAAAUGAAGUGUACGUGGCAUUUUUUGGACGGGCAUUUUGUUUAGCAUUGAUGACACUGAUGUUUUUGUUUGUUUGUUGCAGAUUGUAUGAGGCGUAA
Messenger RNA from Peronospora farinosa, 738 nucleotides. The record is from the annotation of a GenBank genome assembly. Lineage: Eukaryota; Oomycota; Peronosporomycetes; Peronosporales; Peronosporaceae.